Molecule: messenger RNA, 489 nt
Organism: Teleopsis dalmanni
Lineage: Eukaryota; Metazoa; Arthropoda; Insecta; Diptera; Diopsidae
Product: probable ATP-dependent RNA helicase Dbp45A
Molecular function (GO): ATP binding; RNA helicase activity; nucleic acid binding
Source: RefSeq, a predicted model, not a curated record
AUAUAACAGGACUCCCAUUUAUGAUUAACGUAACUUUGCCGGAUGAAAAGUCGAAUUACGUACAUCGAAUUGGUCGUGUAGGACGUGCAGAGCGAAUGGGUCUUGCCAUUAGUUUAGUAGCGUCUGUACCAGAGAAGGUAUGGUAUCACGGUGACUGGUGCCAAACACGAGGAAGGAAUUGUCAUAAUACAAAUUUAACAGAUGUUCGCGGUUGUUGCAUUUGGUAUAACGAAAGAAAUUUAUUAGCUGAAGUGGAAGAACAUUUAAAUAUAACUAUACAACAGGUUGAUAAGAAAAUGGUAAUUCCAGUUAAUGAUUUCGACGGCAAGGUUGUUUACGGCCAGAAGAAUCUCAGUACAGGUACUGGCUAUAAGGAUCAUGUUCAACAGUUAAUCCCAGUUGUGCGAAAGCUAAAUGAUUUGGAAUUACAAUCACAAUCUUUAUUUUUAAAACGUUUAAAAGUAUAGAUCGCUUUAUUAAAUUAAAUUA